CCCCCGUUUCGGCACACAGCAAGCCGGCGCCGCCGGCUUGCUGCCGCAGGUCACGUGAAGGGCCACGGUUCCGCAGCAAGCAAGCACCGACGAGGAGCGGACGACGAUGGGCAAAGGUGUCCGUCUUGGCGGGGCUACGUCGAAAGCAGCGGCGAAACAAGUGCACGGGGUGGCCCGCACCUUCGCGGAACUUGUGAACAAAACCAGUAUGGCCACAGGACAGCGCUCGUAAAAAAAAGAAAACCCGCGCGCUGCUCUUUUUCGAAAGCGAGGCGCAGCCGUCUAGGAAAAACGCGCGGGCGAGCCAGCCGGGCGCGCGCGGCCCGGCCUAUUUUCAGCGUUUCUUUGCAUGCGCGCGGCCCCGGCCGGGAAGCGGGUCCAAAGAAGGAAGCGCCGGCCGGGGCCCCGGGAAGGGCAGGCCAGGUAGGGAAUUUCGGCCGCCCCCGAUUGGUGGCCGGCGCCUGCUUUGGUGGCGCUUGUCUUGUCCUGUGGCUGCCUCCGCCCCGGGGCGCAAGCCCAUUGUGUGCGACCUAGCAGGCGCCGGCGUUCUUUGCCGGGGGGCACCCGAGCCCGCCGGCUCGCCCGGCGGGUUGGCGCGCGAGCUUCCGAG
Molecule: messenger RNA, 610 nt
Organism: Amoebophrya sp. A120
Lineage: Eukaryota; Dinophyceae; Syndiniales; Amoebophryaceae
Source: the annotation of a GenBank genome assembly